AUGGGUUCCCAGGAGAAUUCUUCUUGCCCCAAGGCUCUUGGAACCUGGGACCUGGAGACUCUGGACAGUUCUAGCCCGGACUCUGCCAGCCACCUGGAAGAGCAGUGGCCGAAACCCUCCCCGAGCCUAAAUGACGAGGAUAGCAUGGAUGUUGUACUGGAAGACUCUGGGGAGAUACGGUCCUUAGCCUCACCUCCACCAGGCAGAGAGAUCAUCAGGUAUGAAGUCACUGUGAACCGACGGAACAUCGAAGACAUCUGCCUCUGUUGUGGAAGUCUCCAGGUGCAUACGCAGCACCCCUUAUUUGAGGGGGGCAUAUGUGCCUCGUGUAAGGACACGUUCCUGGAGACCAUCUUCCUUUAUGAUGAGGAUGGGCAUCAGAGCUACUGCUCCAUCUGCUGCUCAGGGCACACCUUGUUCAUCUGUGAGAGCCCCGACUGUACCAGAUGUUACUGUUUUGAGUGUGUGGAUAUCCUGGUGGGCCCCGGGACUUCAGAGCGAAUCAACGCCAUGGCGUGCUGGGUUUGCUUCCUGUGCCUGCCUUUCACUCGGAGCGGGCUGCUGCAGAGGCGAAAGAGGUGGCGUCACCAGCUGAAGGCCUUCCAUGAUCUAGAGGGGGCAAGCCCUCUGGAGAUGUAUAAGCCAGUGUCUGCUUGGAAGAGACAGCCAGUGCAGGUACUGAGCCUCUUUGGGAAUAUUGAGAAAGAGCUAGAGAGUUUGGGCUUUCUGGAAAGAGGUUCUGGUUCUGAAGGAGGAAGGCUGAAGUACUUGGAAGAUGUCACGAAUGUUGUGAGGAGAGAUGUGGAGAGAUGGGGCCCCUUUGACCUUGUAUAUGGCUCAACACAGCCUCUAGGUCGCUCUUGUGACCGCUGCCCUGGCUGGUACAUGUUCCAGUUCCACCGGAUCCUGCAGUAUGCUCGCCCACACCCAGGGAGUCAGCGGCCUUUCUUCUGGCUGUUUGUGGACAGUCUGCUGCUGACUGAGGAUGACCAAGUCACCACAACCCGCUUCCUCCAGAUGGAGCCUGUGACCCUCCAGAAUAUUCGCGGCAGAGUCCUCCAGAAUGCUGUGCGGGUGUGGAGCAACAUCCCAGGGUUGAAGAGCAAACACUUGGCCCUGACACCAAAGGAGCAACAGUCCUUGGAAGGCCAAGUCAGAACCAGAGCCAAGAUGGCCUCCCAGAAAGACGACCCCCUGGUGAAGAACUGCCUUCUCCCCCUGAGAGAGUAUUUCAAGUAUUUUUCUCAGAACCCACUUCCUCUUUACAAAUGAAUCAUGAUACAAUGAAAGAAGAGGUUUUCCUAGAACCACAGCAGCCUUCCUCCUAUGGCCUUUUCUCUUGGCAGGUUGUUUUUUUCUGCUUGCUUGCCUGUUUCUCCUGUUCGGUUCCCACGAUGCCUCCCACGCAGCCCACUGUGGGGAUGGGAGGCGCCCACUUCUGUGGACAAGAUCCUGGUGGGAUAGCCCACCAUGUAUCUCCAAAAAAGUGUGUGUGUGUGUACCUGUUGUGAAGUUUUUUCAAAUAUAGGCUUGUUCCCGGUGGAGUUUUGGUGUGGUGUGUGAGAGUGAGGCCUUUAUUCUGUCACAGAAUAAAUGUCACAGUGGUAAAACAAUGCAUGCCUGAUAUCCUGCCGUGGUCAUAUAGCACCUUCAUCACCUGCCAUUUGC
Peromyscus maniculatus bairdii (prairie deer mouse) is the source of this 1668-nucleotide messenger RNA. RefSeq names its product DNA methyltransferase 3 like (gene Dnmt3l). Gene Ontology annotation, cellular component: cytoplasm; nucleus. The record is from RefSeq and is a predicted model, not a curated record. Gene Ontology annotation, biological process: negative regulation of DNA-templated transcription. NCBI's taxonomy places the organism in Eukaryota, Metazoa, Chordata, Mammalia, Rodentia, Cricetidae. Gene Ontology annotation, molecular function: enzyme activator activity.